AUGGAGGACCUUCCAGAUCCUCUUCCUGACCUCGACCCGGAUGGACUUCCAGAGCUAAGAUCGUUAUCACACGCUUGGCCGUUACUCUCGAUCCCGAAGCUAGAGGAAAGACCUCAGAAUCCUAUCAUAGCAUCUUUGAGUCGUGUUUCGAGUCAUAAGUCACGCUCAAAUGUGGACCCCUUUAUCCAAACACAUGACAUACAUGUAGACCUGGCAGACGAGGUAGAAGACGACGGAGAUCUAAUGAAUAUCUGGCUUCAAGCGAAGGAGAUACGCUACGAUUAUAAAAGCCAUCUAGUUUCAUGGGACACACUUCGUAAUACAUACCUAGGCCCCAAAUCACCGUCGUCAUUCAUAUCCGAGCAACCUUCAGAUAUCGUGAUGGUUGCACGGAGGACCUCAGGACUUCUGUCUUCCGCCUCAAAUACAGGUGCAAUUUCUGUUAGCGCGACUGAACUCCAUGACCUUCUUUCGUCGAUGCUUGUCGGUUGUGCAUCGGUGUACCACAAAUGGAAUGCAGAUGAGGAGCAAUUCGUGUUGAUUAACUAUGGAACCGAAAAGCGUCAUUUAUUUCUCGACGGAAUGGACGAGAUUGUCAGCAACAGUUACGUCUCGCGAUGCGUCGAGUUCGGCACGUUAUUUCGUAGACUGCAGACACUGACAGCAGGGUUGCAAAACAAUGACAACACUAACAACUCGACCGUUUCUGCGUUUGCGCACUCUCUGUCUUCGGUACUAGUCUGGAUAAGGCACAAAGUUACGGAAGCACUGUCAGUAACAGAAGAGUCGAUCUGUAACAUAUGGGUCGCUCUGCAAGAGGUGGAAGAAAUCGUAUUGGCUCUUGCUUCAUUGUCUUCUAGAGGCUUAAGUCUUGGCCCUAAAUCUUAUCAAUCCCUGCCUCAAAUACCUCAACGACUUCUCUCACAUAUCUACAAUUUUCUCACUCUUCAGAUCGAACGCCAAGUGCCUCGUGUUGUUCGGGGCAUACUUUCUUACGUUCUAACCAUUACCUCUCGUCCGUAUUUCACAGCUCUUGCACAUUCAGUGGGUCUGGUCGGUCUUGCGGACUUGCUUGCCGAUGCGCGCAGAAGGCUGACGAAAUCGCAUGGAGAUAUAAUGCUGGAUGACCAAGGCAGUGAUGGUUCGUAUCCGGAUUCCGAGGUGGAGUCUGAAUUUAAUACGAAUAACGAAUUCCCGAGCUUCAUAUUGGACGGCAUCCGUGAUGCUGCCAUCCGCGCACGAAGGUCGAUCCGUAUACUGUCAUCUCCGGAAUUUGAGGACGUACAGGUGCUUGAUCUACCGGUGUUUAACGGCUUGGAAUGGGUCUGGACGGACGAGGAGGUGUCAAACCGCGCUCUUAAGCAGAAAUCAGACGCUUCAGGAUCGGAUCCGUCCAGUUCACAGGAAGUCACACACCGGCGUAUCUUGGAGGCGUCAGUGCAGCAGUACAAACCUGAGUUAGCUGCGCUAGCAACUUUUGAUCUUGAGCCUGGUUGCCAUAUAUCUGCUCCUGGAAAAGAUGUCACCAGUUUCGUCUUCACCUACCCCACACUGCUCCCUUCACUAGCACCAACACUCCCUUUACUCGCGGAGCACGUCCUUGCUCCCAUCUCUAUUCAGGCAAAUGCUCUGGGCCGUGCAGCAUUGCAACGUUUUCUUACGCCAGGGACGUCACUCCACUUUCGUGCGCAUCUUGUUCUUCUUCGCGCUUAUCUCCUCCUUACCGCACCAGCGUUCAAGGCGCGGCUCACGGCAGCGCUUUUCUCGGACGCUGAUUCGGAUGAGGACUUGGACGCAGACGUACAGGAGAACCCGAUGUCUAUUGCUAUUCGAAGACGGACACGAAGCAGAAGUUGUCGGACUACAGAGUCACGAGGUGGAGAACAACAACAAAGCGUUUACGAUCAGCCGUGGCCAGUUGGAAUCGCUCUUGGACUGACAAGACGAGGCCAAUGGCCUCCUGAUGGUUCUGAGCUUGCAUUGUUUCUACGUCGCGUGAUCAUGGACUCUCUAGAUCAUGUGCGAGAAGCGGAGCUCGUCUUCGAAGGUAACAACCAUAAAGAUGACUUGGGUGAUGACGAGUUCUGGGAUGACGCAGAAAAUCGACUUGGAUUUGCGAUUAGAGAUCUGCCAGACGGGACAGGUCGAGAAAAAUGGCUGGAUCCAACAACGAUCGAGGCACUAGAUUUUCUUUAUAUGCAAUACAGACCACCUAUCCCCCUGCGCUGUUUAAUAACAACAGACAUUUUGUCGAAAUAUCAACGCAUCUUUGCUUUCUUGCUUCGUCUUGUUCGAGUUGAGACUGCUAUGCGUCUCGCAUUCCGCUUGACUCGACGUUAUUCAUUUGAGCAUGUCUUCGUCAAUUACCCCAACGCCCAAUCCCUCAUCCAACCCUUCCGUUUCGCUGCACAGGCCUUCCUGUCGGCCUUUUCCGCUUACGUGGCAGACACAGCAAUCCGUGGCAACGUCGAUGCGUUCAUUGCACGUGUGCGUUAUGCCGAAACUGUAGCUACAUCGAAUCCUGAGAAUCAAACUGGGCCCUUUGUGGAUGUUUAUGCACUCAUGCAAAGGCAUUCUCGAACGCUUGACGCUGUUCUCGCUGCAUGCUUGCUCCGUAGUGCACAGCGCGCAGUUGGCGAUAUCAUGCGCGCUCUUCUUGAGGUCAUACUGGAGUUCGCGGUCCUCGUCGGCAAUGCAUAUCGCUUUGCUGGUGGAAACGUCAAAGAAGGAGUAUUUGACGAAGAACGUGCAGCCAUGCGUGUGGAAGCUUUGUAUGGCAAGUUUUGUAAGACUCGAGAUGCAUUGGUAAAGGCGCUUCGCAAGAUCAAGGAACGAGGGGCGAAGCCUUUCGCGUCGGAAGGUCCCGGUCGUCCUUACGACGGCCUUCCUUCUGCGUCUGGUGGAAUGGAGGCGUUGUCUGAUCUGUUACUUCGAUUAGCAGAGAUCAACGACGGAAAGAAAUAACUUCGGCUUUGUCUCGGACGGCAGAACUGUACGGCUUAGGAUUACUUGGGAGAAUGGGCUCAUUGCAAAUUCAAUUCGCUCAGACGCAUUCACAUACGGUGACUUGAACGUGAUUCUGUAUGAUAUGAAGUGUCACCACGCGAACAGGCAAGCCUUUCCCUUGUGCUGCUUCUCGUGUGUCGGUUGGCAAGCAAGUGAAACUCGAAACAGACGGGCUGAAUCCAGACGUGGCACCUAUGCGACACUUCAGCAUCUGCAAUCUAGUUAAACUCUACUCCUGGUGAAUCAGAACGAAACUAGAACUAGCAACCAGUUAUCUUAAGGAAGACCAUUCAUCCACAUGUGUAUAAAGUUUUCGAUACAUGCAGCUUCUCACGCAUCCAUCUUCGAUCCUUCGCG
Fomitiporia mediterranea MF3/22 is the source of this 3363-nucleotide messenger RNA. RefSeq lists its product as uncharacterized. The coding region runs from base 1 to 2964 and encodes 987 amino acids. Gene Ontology annotation, cellular component: equatorial microtubule organizing center; spindle pole; centrosome. Lineage: Eukaryota; Fungi; Basidiomycota; Agaricomycetes; Hymenochaetales; Hymenochaetaceae. Gene Ontology annotation, biological process: spindle assembly; mitotic cell cycle; meiotic cell cycle. The record is from RefSeq and is a predicted model, not a curated record. Gene Ontology annotation, molecular function: microtubule minus-end binding; gamma-tubulin binding. The transcript is spliced from 9 exons.